AUGCUUAUACUACAAUCAAUCUCAAUACUAAAAUAUCAGUUCCUACAAGUAGUUCCUUCGUCUCUCACUUUUGCUGCCACUUUAUGGAAAACCAAUGCAAAUGGAGCUGCAACAUUUGUGUUUAUGCCAGAGUUUGUAGUCCCCCCUUGGCCUCAGAAUCUCAUUUUCCAGCGUGUGAGGCUAACAAGACAUUACAGGCAGAUUCAUUGCCUUGCCCCUCCUCAAUGUUGGUUUAAGCUUACAAUUCAUGGUAGUUGCAGAGGCGAGCCUGGCCACAUUGGAGCAGGUGGAGUUUUGCGCAAUGAAAAAUUUCAAAGGCUCCUCUCUGAACCUUGGCAUUGGAUCUGUUCUUGGGGCAGACAGAGCUAUGAAGCUACGCUGAUGCCUAUGUUUGACUCGGAAUGA
Prunus armeniaca (apricot) is the source of this 405-nucleotide messenger RNA. The record is from the annotation of a GenBank genome assembly. Lineage: Eukaryota; Viridiplantae; Streptophyta; Magnoliopsida; Rosales; Rosaceae.